GGUGUCGCUGUCGCCAAUGCCCGGGUCGGUGCCGCUAUAAACCAACGCCCGCGCCGGACAAAUAACAUUCCAAGAGCAAAAUCCUGCCGGGGUAAGUGUGAUCCUGCAUGUCCGAUCUGGUGCACAACCGAACAUCGUGCUACGUCAGGACCGACAGACGUGCGGGCCGUUUUCGCGUUUCUUCCCACUCCCGUGAGCUUCAGAAGAUUCGGCUCGAAUUCAAACAGACGAGUAAAGCUGCAGGCGUUAAGCAGCCCAACCUUUGGCUAGAGAAACCGCGACCAUCAAACGAUUUUCACAAUGAACAUACCCAAUCAGUACCUAGAAAAGACAGAAGACGUGGCCGAUCAGGUAAUCCGUAAAAUGAAACACGUCUUGCCGCACGUCGCCAGAUUAUGCCUGAUAGCAACAUUCCUCGAGGAUGGGAUCCGCAUGUGGGUGCAGUGGAACGAACAGCGUGAGUACAUGGACAUGAACUGGGGAUGUGGCAAAUUUCUGGCCACGAUGUUCGUGCUGGUCAACCUCGUCGGCCAGAUCGGUGGCUGCGUGAUGGUGCUCGGCCGCCUAAAGGUGAGCAUCGCCUGCUGGCUGCUGUUCGGCAUCGUCGUGCUGCAAACCGUCGCCUACUCCGUGCUGUGGGACAUUCAGUUUCUGCUCCGUAACCUAGCCCUGAUAGGUGCGCUGUUACUCGUACUGGCAGAAUCUCGUGGCGAGGCGCGGUCACUGUUCGCCGGUGUACCGUCACUGGGUGAAAACAAACCGAAAAACUUCAUGCAACUUGCCGGGCGCGUCCUGCUCGCAUUUAUGUUCAUCACGUUGAUCCGAUUCGAGCUCAGCUUUCUGCAGAUCGUGCAGGACAUCGUUGGCUCGAUCCUAAUGGUGCUGGUUACUAUUGGCUAUAAGACCAAGCUUUCCGCCUUGAUUCUAGUGGCACUGCUGACGGUGCUGAACCUCUACCACAAUGCCUGGUGGACCAUACCAGCGUACAAGCCGCUGCGCGACUUUCUCAAGUACGACUUCUUCCAGACCCUAUCCGUGAUCGGGGGGCUGCUGAUGAUUGUGUCUCUUGGCCCCGGUGGUGUGUCGAUGGAUGAGCAUAAGAAAAAGUGGUAAUCUGGUGGGCCUGGCCACCAGAGCGUACUGCCCUCCUAAUGCAGCGAACCUUUCAGCGCCAGGUAGUUGCGUAAAGGGAAAGUCGGUAGAACCAAACAGGAUCAGGAUUACGUGGUAGACAGAGUAUUGAAAAUCUGGCUUACUGAACCCGGUGGAGGCGAUCGCCAGCUCAACGAUUUGGCUUACAUCAUAAUACUGUGCUUGAAAUUCGAUGUACACACUCCCCCCCUUCACCAAGUACAGCCGGCUGCGCUGGCCUGCACUGUGCAACCUACACACGACGUCAGAGCGAAAUGUACAGCCAAAAAAAUGUCACAGUGCAAUGGAAGAAUUUAUCUAUUUUGCAGACUUAGAACAGAGAUACCUUAAAAAAAUAUUGAAUAAAAUGACAUUCGAACAAUGUACGUUCUCACUGAAGAAAAAAAAACAAGUUCAAACUGACAUCAAGCCUGUGUGUAGAUAGCUAGGGAUAUAAUUUUAAUGAAUUGAAUAACACGUAACACCCAUCAUACAAUGCUGCCAACCAUGGCAUGCUACCAAGCGAACGCGUUUCAGGACUUCUAUUUGUUUCGCACAGCACUAGCGUUCAUUUAGCGUGCAGCAGAUGAAUGUUUUCAUUAAGGAGUACACUAACUAUUUUAAAGCCAUCGUCCCAUCGGCCCAUCGAUCACGGAUAGAGAGAAAAAACAGAGAAUUUACAAAAAACAGGUGCUGGGCCAUAGCAACCCCGAACUACAGACCUCCAACAAUCACGAUGUGGGAAAAAAUGGAAGACUGACCACAAUGCACCGGUUUAGAAACCAAUAGAAUAUAAAUAGAAAACAGGUGCAUGACGAUGCAAAGUAAAGAACAAAACCUUCAUGCGAAGCAGACAGAAUAAGAAAUGAAACGGAAUACAUCUCGAAGCUUGGCUCGAAGCAGCAAAAUGGCAAGAAGCAAAAUUUAUGAACGGUAAAACGUAUUCGUCGAAGACGAGACACGCCUAUAAGGAGCAUCAGAUCCUGCCACUGAUUAGUUUUGUUUGUUUGCCCUAAUUGUUUGUAUUUGUCAUGAUUAUUUUCGUAGCAAAAUUUACUUAACAAACCGUACCGAUAUUUUUUGAACGAUAUUCGAACAGCUCCAUCACCUGAAUGGUAACGAUACGCACAGAUCACACGUCAAACUAUGUAGCUUGUAAAGCGCCAAUGUUAGCACUCUUGAUCCAGCACAUUCCCUGUACUUUGUUGAAAGCGUUCAGCAAUCAAGCAGUGAUUUCGGCACCGUCAAUCCUCGCCGUUGUGAAACUGUGCACCCAGAAAGCUCUUUGUGAAACUACUUACUCUCGAUUGGUUGAUUCGAAACGAAGACUAGACGUGUUACUUUGUUGUGCUUAGGUCGUCGUCCAGUUAUCGCUGAAUUGUGAGGUCUUUUUGGCAUCUAAUGCGCGCGAAACGAGCGCGCAACAGCAAGACAACGGAAGGCACUAUAACGUCCAUCUCAGAAACCUGCUAUUGAUACUGAAAACUCUAGUACAUCGAAUUUGUAGCUCUAGCGAACAUAUUCGUCGAUCCAUUAUUUUCGUUUAAUAAAUCAGCCGGCAAUAAGGAAAACUGAAAAGAGAAACGUACAACCGCUACGGCU
Molecule: messenger RNA, 2733 nt
Organism: Anopheles cruzii
Lineage: Eukaryota; Metazoa; Arthropoda; Insecta; Diptera; Culicidae
Gene: Surf4
Product: surfeit locus protein 4 homolog
Exons: 3
Coding region: 301-1113 (270 amino acids)
Biological process (GO): Golgi organization
Cellular component (GO): membrane; endoplasmic reticulum; endoplasmic reticulum-Golgi intermediate compartment
Source: RefSeq, a predicted model, not a curated record